This is a messenger RNA of Rotaria sp. Silwood2, 258 nucleotides long. NCBI's taxonomy places the organism in Eukaryota, Metazoa, Rotifera, Eurotatoria, Philodinida, Philodinidae. The record is from the annotation of a GenBank genome assembly.
AUGCGUGAAAGUCGCACCAUUGACGAAAGAGUAGUGAUUGUACGGGUUUUUUCGAAGUACGAAAAUGUACGCGACGUACAAAGACGGUGGGAAGAUCAUUUUGAUGCAACUCCACCGCAUUUAACUACAAUUUCUCUGGUAAAUAAAAAGUUUGAUGAAAAUGGAACAGUUGAAGAUUUACCACGCAGCGGUCGAUCAACUGCACUCUCGGAAGAAAAAUUAGAGAAAAUUGAAGAUAUGGUUACUACUAACCCAUAG